This is a messenger RNA of Megalops cyprinoides (Indo-Pacific tarpon), 3138 nucleotides long. RefSeq names its product NEDD4-like E3 ubiquitin-protein ligase WWP1. Gene Ontology annotation, biological process: ubiquitin-dependent protein catabolic process. Gene Ontology annotation, molecular function: ubiquitin protein ligase activity; protein binding. The record is from RefSeq and is a predicted model, not a curated record. Bases 295 to 3048 code for a protein of 917 amino acids. The transcript is spliced from 25 exons. Lineage: Eukaryota; Metazoa; Chordata; Actinopteri; Elopiformes; Megalopidae.
GGCUGCAGGGCAAUAUGAUAUGUGCGCGGUGACGUCCGGGCGGCGCUCUACGUUAACUGCGUAUGUUUUCGCUGCGGUAAACCUGUCCGGGGCGUAAAGGGAUGGUAAUCGCCGUCGGACACCCAGCCUGAGAGAGGCGAACCAGACAGGCGUAGAGGGGGUAAAUACCGCAGCGAGCCAUUUAAGAAAGAGCCAGUGGCUAGCAAACAGGCACGCAGAACCAUGGGCCACGGCGUGGGCUGAGGAUCCCGAGGGCUUUGUGAACACGCAAGCGCCGUCGCUGCGAUCUGUGACAUGGCCUCGGCCGCAUCGCGGGCGGACAGCUGUAACAGCCACGGGGGGAGGUCCCAGCUGCAAGCCGUCGUGUCCAGCGCUAAACUUAAGCGGAAGAAGAACUGGUUCGGGACGGCCGUGUACGUGGAGCUGGCGGCGGACGGGGAGGUGUGCAGGACGGCCAAAUCGCACAGCUCCUCCAACCCCAAGUGGGACGAACGGCUGACGCUGAAUGUAACGCCGCACAGCAACCUGGACUUCAAGGUGUGGAGCCACCACACUCUGAAGGCCGAUGCGCUGCUGGGGAAAGCCACGCUCGACCUCCACCAGGUCCUGGAGCUGCACCACCGCAAGCUGGAGAAUGUGAAGGAGGUGCUGAAGCUGACCUUGGACGGGAAGAACGGGGCGUCCAUCACCACGGGGGAGCUGACCGUCUUCCUGGACGGUCUGACCGUGGAGCAGGUGUCGCUAAGCAACGGGACGGGCAGCAGCACCCCCACCACCACCAAAACGCAGCAGAACGGAGACGCCAUCCACCAGAAUGGCGGGGAGACCUCCACCAGGGCUCGGUCGCGCUCUUUCAACGGGAUAGAGAGCGAAGGCCCCUCCACCUCAUCAGCGCACAGCGACUCGAGCUCCGCCCCCGUCGUCAACGGAAACGGCUCCUCGCCUGCCCGCCGACCGGUCAGCCCCCAGGACACGCCCACGAAAAGGCCAGCCGACGGCCAGAUCGCCAACGGCACGGUCAAUGGAGAGACCCCUGCCCCUGCCCCUGCCCCUGCCUCUGCCAUGGAAGAGGUGCUGCCCCCUGCUGGAGGCUCUGAGGAGAACAAUGAAGCAGCCAACAGCACCGCCAGCCCCGCCCCUGUCUCGAACCACCCGCCUGAGGCUUCGUCCGCCCCCGCCAGCACUGCUGACACACCUUCAUCCUCCUCCUCCUCGACCCCUGCCCCCACGGUGACCUCCAACUCGGAGGCUUGGGGCAGCAGCAGCAACAGCAGUGCCCAGGAUGGAGUGAAGCCCAGGCAGCAGACCAGGAGCACCAACACCACUGACCCUCUGCCGCCAGGAUGGGAGCAGAGGAAAGACCUGCAUGGCAGGACAUACUACGUGGAUCACAACACCAGAACCACCACAUGGGAGAGACCGCAACCCCUGCCGACGGGCUGGGAGCGGCGGGUGGACGACCGUGGCCGGAUCUACUAUGUGGAUCACAACACCAGGACCACCACCUGGCAGCGGCCCACCAUGGAGUCGGUCCGCAACUUCGAGCAGUGGCAGUCCCAGCGCAGUCAGCUGCAGGGAGCUAUGCACCAGUUCAACCAGAGAUACCUCUACUCGGCCUCUAUGAUGUCUGCGGAGAACGACCCCCUCGGCCCCCUGCCUCCUGGCUGGGAGCGGCGAGUGGACUCAAAUGAUCGGGUUUACUUUGUCAACCACAACACAAAGACCACUCAGUGGGAGGAUCCUCGAACGCAAGGACUGCAGAACGAGGACCCGCUGCCCGAGGGCUGGGAGAUCCGCUACACCCGCGAGGGCGUCCGCUACUUCGUGGAUCACAACACCCGGACGACCACCUUCAGCGACCCCCGCACGGGGAAGUCCUCAGUCACCAAAGGCCCGCAGAUAGCGUACGAGCGCAGCUUCCGGUGGAAGCUGGCCCAUUUCCGCUACCUGUGUCAGUCAAACGCAUUACCCAGCCAUGUUAAAAUCACUGUGUCUCGACAAACGCUGUUUGAGGAUUCUUUCCAACAAAUCAUGGCCCUGAAGCCUUACGACCUGCGGAGGAGGCUGUACGUCAUCUUCAGAGGGGAGGAGGGGCUGGACUACGGUGGCCUGGCAAGGGAGUGGUUCUUCCUGCUCUCCCACGAGGUGCUCAACCCCAUGUACUGCCUGUUUGAGUACGCCGGCAAGAACAACUACUGUCUGCAGAUCAACCCUGCCUCCACCAUCAACCCCGACCACCUGUCCUACUUCUGCUUCAUUGGACGCUUCAUCGCCAUGGCGCUGUUUCACGGCAAGUUCAUCGACACAGGCUUCUCCCUGCCCUUCUACAAGCGCAUGCUUAACAAGAAGCUCACCAUCAAAGACCUGGAGUCCAUCGACCCCGAGUUCUACAACUCCCUCAUCUGGAUCAGGGAUAACAACAUUGAGGAGUGUGGGCUGGAGAUGUACUUCUCUGUGGACAUGGAGAUCCUUGGAAAAAUUACCUCGCACGACCUGAAGCCCGACGGAGCCAACUUGCUGGUGACGGAGGAGAACAAAGAGGAGUACAUCGGGCUGAUGGCGGAGUGGCGCUUCUCUCGUGGUGUGGAAGAACAAACCAAAGCUUUCCUGGACGGGUUCAACGAGGUGGUGCCUCUGCAGUGGCUGCAGUACUUCGAUGAGAAGGAGCUGGAGGUGAUGUUGUGCGGGAUGCUGGAGGUGGACCUGCAGGACUGGCAGAGGAACACGGUCUACCGUCACUACACCCGCAACAGCAAGCAGAUCAUCUGGUUCUGGCAGUUCGUGAAAGAGGUGGACAACGAGGUUCGCCUGAGAUUGAUGCAGUUCGUUACGGGGACGUGUCGGCUGCCACUAGGGGGCUUCGCUGAGCUCAUGGGCAGUAACGGCCCUCAGAAGUUCUGCAUCGAGAAGGUGGGGAAGGACACCUGGCUCCCCCGCAGUCACACCUGCUUUAACAGACUGGACUUGCCACCGUAUAAGAGCUACGAGCAGCUGAAGGAGAAGCUACUCUUUGCCAUUGAGGAGACGGAAGGAUUUGGCCAGGAGUGAAGAUCAUUGAGUUGCUGUCUCUCAGAACACAUCUCAGAAUAAGCUUCCCUUCUGUACUCUGCCCAGCCAAGUAAAAAAAUAGCUACAUAA